This is a messenger RNA of Girardinichthys multiradiatus, 2028 nucleotides long. Its product is annotated as cytoskeleton-associated protein 2. Gene Ontology annotation, cellular component: microtubule cytoskeleton. The transcript has 7 exons. NCBI's taxonomy places the organism in Eukaryota, Metazoa, Chordata, Actinopteri, Cyprinodontiformes, Goodeidae. The record is from RefSeq and is a predicted model, not a curated record. Gene Ontology annotation, biological process: negative regulation of microtubule depolymerization. The coding region runs from base 150 to 1877 and encodes 575 amino acids.
CCAAUCGCGAAGCAGUAGGCGCCAAAUCGAAUCAAAUCAUAUACCUUGAAGAAGGGAAGCGGCGCGGCGUGUUUUCUUCAGUCUGCUAGUUAUUGUGGAGGAUCCUGGUGGUGUACAGCUACGUUGAACAACCGCUGCAAGGCCACAUUAUGGAGACCGUCACAAUUUCACGACGAAACCACCCCAAUAAGAAAGGAAAUAAGGAGAACACUCAGUCUCCAAGUGGAGCAAAGUCCUUUAUUAAAACGGGCAACACAUCAGUUGUGCCUUUUCAACUCAGGGGCAACGAAAAAGAGGAUACAUUAAACAAAAAUGAUCGUUUUAAAGGAAAAGGUAAACAGAUGGAUAGGAAGCCAGUGUCUGGAGAGGCUCAAAGAAAGUUGCAGAGAGAUGCUAAAGGAGUCUCUGCACAAAUCAAAGGACAAACACACAAAUCCACUGAGGCUGAAGCUCCAAAGCGACCAGCUCCUGUGCCAUCCUCAAAAUCUGCACUAGGGAUGUAUAAAGGCAGGAUUGUUCAGUCAAAAAUUGGGUCUAUUUGGAAGUCAGGUGAUCCUCUGAGUGCAGCUGUUUCUAAACCACCAGCACCCAAACCAGAGAGUGAAAAGGUCAGAGACUUGGCUACAAAGAACAGGUCCAAAUCUGUUGCUGAGGUGUCCAGGCAAGUCACUAAAAGACCAGUGCCGAUGAGGUCCAAGUCCGUUUCUGAUAAAGCCCAUCAGAUGACCAGGUCUUCUGUCGGUAGCUGUCGUCCUGCUGGAACCUGCUCCUCGCGCCCUCCUGUCAGAACCCUCACAGCGACUCUACAAACUGCUACAUCCAGAAUCACUACAAUGGCUCCCAUUAAGCCAGGGAGCAAUCAGAACCCAAAGCCAAAGAUUCCAGUGACUGACAAGAAAGCUAGUAAACCUGUGGUCUCAAGCACACUCAGUCAGUUCAGAGUUACCAUGGAGACAGUAGAAGAAAAACGAGCAAAACUGGCUGAGUGGCUGGCCUCCAAGGGCAAGACCCUUAAAAGACCUGCCAUGACAACAAUGGUACCUCCAAAAACAAAGGAUUCUGGAAAGGUCAAAGUGGAUCCAAAGGUUUCAGGCAAUAUUGAGGCAGAGCUUGCUCCUCAGUGUAAAGUUGAACCUGACCCAAGCCUGAAGGUACACGACCUGGACCAUGAAAUCCGUGCUGUCUCUGCGAAAGCCCAGAAAGAAGAAAUUAGACCACAGGGCCAUUCUCCAGGGAUCAUGAACACAACACUGGAUCUGCUGGACGACUCUGAGACAGAUCUGACUGAGCCUCAGGGCAGAGUGGAUGAUGUUGUUGUGAACCUUUGUGAUGCCCUGGAAGCCAUGGUGACUCCAUCCAGAAGCAGUGAUUAUGUUGAUUCACAAUGCAACCAACCAGAUGAAUAUAGACACGAAGAGCAGAAGGAUGAGCAGGUUCAGGCUGAGCCGAUCAAAGAGGAAUCGGAAGUGACUGAUCAGAAAGUAAAGCAAGAAGAUGUGGAGGAAAGUGAUAGUGCUGAAGAUGUUGAAAGUGAUGAUGAUGUAAUGGAGACACCACAAACUGAUGCUUCAAUAAUCAAAUACAGUUUGAAGACUACUCCAUACUUGCAAAGUGUCAAGAAAACCAUUGAAAAAGAGGUCAGCACGAGCACGUUGAGGAGAAAAAGCAACAUCAAAGACCUCAAGUUUCUGACCCCAGUGCGCCGUUCCAGCCGCAUCCAUCAAAACUCCUCCCACCUGCCCUCAAUGCUCACUGAUCACGAUCCGUGCGUGUCGUCCCUGGCUGAGCUGGUGAAGCUGGAUGAUGAUCCUAACGCAUACAUCUACAGGAAGAACCCUGCACUGCUGCGGGAGCUGCCAGACCACAAUGCAUUUUAACUAUUUAGUUUCCUACCUAAGAUGUGAAGGACUUAAGCUUUUGCACAUUUAUGACUAUUUUGUUUUACUAACCUAAAGCAUCUGUAUGAAACCAUUUUCUACCGUUAUGGGACUUUCAGUUUUAAAGCAUAAAAUGACAUCCAAUGUUAAA